Messenger RNA from Selaginella moellendorffii, 1363 nucleotides. Its product is annotated as peroxisomal (S)-2-hydroxy-acid oxidase. Gene Ontology annotation, molecular function: FMN binding; oxidoreductase activity. NCBI's taxonomy places the organism in Eukaryota, Viridiplantae, Streptophyta, Lycopodiopsida, Selaginellales, Selaginellaceae. Bases 130 to 1245 code for a protein of 371 amino acids. The transcript has 11 exons. The record is from RefSeq and is a predicted model, not a curated record.
GCCGCAGAUGUUAGAUGAAUUAUUGUCAACCACAAUUUCCCUUGGUCGCGGCUUCAAGAUAGUGUUCUCCUUCCAAGUUUUUCCUCUCUUCCUCUUUUUUUCUUCUUCUUUGGUUGAAGGAAGAGGGCGAUGGUGAACAUUGAGGAGAUCACCAAUGUCACCGAGUAUGAGGAGCUCGCCAAGCAGCGGCUGCCCAAGAUGGCCUUCGAUUACUACGCUUCCGGCGCCGAGGAUCAGUGGACGCUCAAAGAGAAUAGAACCGCCUUUGAGCGAAUCAGGUUUCGUCCACGAAUCUUGGUGGACGUGACGAAUGUGGAUAUGACUACCACCGUGUUGGGUUUUAAGAUCUCAAUGCCCAUCAUGGUUGCGCCGACCGCGUUUCAAAGAAUGGCCCAUCCAGAAGGUGAGCUUGCAACGGCAAGAGCAGUAUCAUCCCAUGGAACUAUAAUGACGCUCUCGUCUUGGGCUACUAGUAGCGUGGAGGAAGUCGCGUCAACUGGUCCAGGAAUUCGAUUCUUCCAGCUUUACGUUUACAAGGAUAGAAACGUUGUGGCUCAGCUGGUCCGACGAGCUGAGAAAGCUGGUUUUAAGGCCAUUGCAUUAACAGUAGACACGCCAAGGCUUGGACGAAGAGAAUCGGACAUUAAGAACAGAUUUGUUCUACCGGGUCACUUGACCCUUAAGAACUUCGACGGACUGGAUCUCGGGAAGAUGGACAAGUCUCAAGAUUCUGGACUAGCCACCUACGUUGCGGGACAGAUCGAUAGAUCUCUGAGCUGGAAGGAUGUCAAGUGGCUGAAAACAAUCACUAGCCUUCCCAUCCUCGUGAAAGGAGUUAUAACAGCCGAAGACGCACACAUCGCUGUGGAGGCUGGAGCAGCCGGGAUCAUCGUUUCAAACCAUGGAGCUCGACAGCUCGAUUACGUGCCGGCAACAAUCAGCGCGCUGGAAGAGGUUGUGCAAGCUGCCGCUGGAAGAGUUCCCGUGUUCUUGGACGGAGGCGUUCGCAGAGGAACUGAUGCUCUCAAAGCCUUGGCGCUUGGGGCUGCUGGAGUUUUUAUCGGAAGACCCGUCGUGUUCUCUCUCGCCGUUCACGGCGAAACUGGAGUGAGAAAAGUCCUCCAGAUGCUACGCGACGAAUUCGAGAUUGCAAUGGCGCUGGCCGGGUGCACCAAAGUGAGCGAGAUCAACAGGAGUCACGUUGAGACAGACAUUGAUAGAAUCCGCAUCGCUGCCAGGCUCUAGUUCUCUCUUUCUCUCUGUCUCACUAUAAACAGUAUCGAUCGUGUUUCACAAGUUAAACAAUGGCAUCUAAUAAUUACUUGUGAUAUUGUUCGAUGAAUGAUUGAAUCAUUAUACUUCU